GACGUCGAAAAUUAUAUCAUCAACUCAACUUCUUCCAAGGGACCACAAUUUCGGGAGAGAUGAAUAACUCCGAUAACUAUUUUCCGAUGUCGGCGGCAUUCCAGCUGCUGCCGGAAACAGGUCUCGCCGGUGCCGGCGGAGACAUUCGUUUGCCGUUGCUGAAUCUUUCAACGGUCCGCACUCGAAUGGAUUCGCUCCACAAAUUCCUCGCUGAUUCCGUCAACGGAAACACUCUCCUUAGACAGGAUCAGAUGCGGAUGGUUUCUACUGAGAUCACCUCCGCCAUCCACCAGAUUAUCGUCAACGGCGCCGCACUCCUAGCCUGUUCUCAACCGCCAGAGAUUACAAUACCUCCUUCUACCGAUCCGGAUCCGAAUCCAAAUCCAAAUCCGAAUCCGAUACUGUUGAAUAGUUCCGCCGGAUGUUCCGAACCUAGCCGACCGCCGCCGGUUACUAACUGGACUAAAGAAGAGGUCGUCGAGGAGAUGAAGGAUGACGUUUCGGACGACGAUAUGGAGAUUAUUGAAUUAGAUGCGGUGGAAUUGCUCGCUGAACAUAUCCAUUUUUGCGAGAUCUGCGGUAAAGGUUUCAAACGAGAUGCGAAUCUCCGUAUGCACAUGCGUGCUCAUGGAAAUCAGUUCAAGACGGCUGAGGCGUUAGCGAAGCCGGAUAAAAUCUCGCCGUCUAUUGCGUAUUCGUCCGCCGUCGGCAAACGGAAAACGCGAUUCUCGUGUCCGUACGUCGGAUGCAAUAGGAACAAGAAACACAAGAAGUUUCGCCCUCUGAAAUCUGUAAUCUGCGUGAAGAAUCACUUCAAGAGGAGUCACUGUCCGAAGAUGUAUUCGUGCAAUCGAUGCAAUAAAAAGAGUUUCUCAGUUUUGGCUGACCUCAAGAGCCACUUGAAGCACUGUGGUGAGUCGCGAUGGAGAUGCUCGUGCGGAACCACAUUCUCACGCAAGGAUAAACUGUUCGGUCACAUGGCGCUGUUUGAAGGGCACAUGCCGGCGGUCAUGGAAGAUGAUGAAAAGAACAAAAUAGAAGAGACUGAAAGGGCGAAGGAGGUUCCUAUUCCGGUGGAUAAUGAGUUGUUUGAAGGGCUUAUGCUUGAUGGGUUUGAUUCGAUUGAAGGUUACUGUUUACAGGACAUGUUAGGCAAUUCUUCUAACAGUAAUGGAGGUUUUGAAUCCGGAUUGAAUAAUGAUUUCUUCAACUUUUGACCAUCUCUAAUCUUCUUCUCAAAUCCCAGAUAGUAAGUACUAUUACUACUACUCUUGAUGCAUAGAUACCCACUGCCAAUGAUGUUUGUAGAGUACAAUAAUGGCGCAUAUUUGAUCUGUUAAUUCUCACUGGAUACGAUUUUUGAUCACUCCAUUUUCUCUGUUUCUUGU
Molecule: messenger RNA, 1388 nt
Organism: Impatiens glandulifera
Lineage: Eukaryota; Viridiplantae; Streptophyta; Magnoliopsida; Ericales; Balsaminaceae
Product: protein SENSITIVE TO PROTON RHIZOTOXICITY 1-like
Exons: 1
Coding region: 60-1217 (385 amino acids)
Biological process (GO): response to aluminum ion; response to acidic pH
Source: RefSeq, a predicted model, not a curated record